AUGAAAGCCGGUGGAGCUGCUCGGGGACAGCAGCCCUGUUCGGGCUCCAAUACCUCUCUUCUCGAAGACAUUCCUGAGCUGAACAUCCUUAUCCUGGGCCAGAUAGGAGUCGGCAAAUCGACUUUCGUCAACGCAAUCUUGAACUAUAUCAAAUACGAUUCGCUCGAUGAUGCAUUGAGAUCGCAGAGAGUGCAGUGCGUUAUCCCUACGUCCUUCACUUGGCAGCGCCUUGUCAGGGGCGACUACGUUCCGAAGGUCAUUUCCGUACAGCCCAAUGCCGGCGACUACACAGCCAGUCCUCCGCAGAGCCAGGAAGAGGCAAAACCAGGUCAAUCGGCUACACGAGGCAUCGGGCAAUACACAGUUCCACUGGGAAACACAUUGGUGCGGCUUAUCGACACACCGGGCAUUGGCGACAUUCGCGGCGUAUCACGAGAUAACGACAUCAUAGCCAAAAUCACGGAAAGCCUUGGUUCCCUAGAAGUUCUUUCUGGUAUCGUCAUUUUGCUAAAACUGGACGAAGCAAGACUCACUGGUAUGCUGGCGUACUGUCUGAAGGAAUUAUUCACCUUUUUUCACCGCAAUGCUGCCAAGAACAUUGUUUUUGGAUUUACCCACUCCAGGGGCAUUUCCUUCCAGCCCGGUGCAACUUACGCAAAAUUGCAGCAAAUGCUGGAACGCGAUCCAAUAUCGGGACUCCAUGUUGGACCCGACGUCACAUAUUGCUUCGAUUCGGAAGGUUUCCAAUGCCUUGCUGCUCAUUGCGCUGGUGUCAACAUUAAAGAGAUGGGUAAAGUACGGGACUACAGAACCAGCUGGAAGAAAUCUGCCGCCGAGGCGUUACGAAUGUUGAUGCAUUUUCGACCUUCUAUCACGGCGCCACAUCGUACUGUGGAAACCUUGGAUUUAUACUGGUCGAGAUGGGCGAUGUGGCGACUUGUAAGAUCAUCAAAGGAGAUUUCAAAGACCACACAGAGCAACGUCGAAUUGCAACGAGAUGAAGAACGAAAUCUGAAAGAGGCGUUGCUACGGUGUGAUGAGCUUGAGAAGGUGCGGUGUCUCAGUGAAGCGAUCCAUAAAUCAGAGCAGCAAGAUGUACCCAGCGUUGUCUGCUCACACCCCGACUGUACUGUUGUCAGAGAUGGCCACGAGCAGUAUAAGAGUAUUUGCCACGACGAUUGCUUCUGCGCCGACAUACCGAUUGGGCAGCGUUAUUGUACGUCGAUCGUGCGUUGCAAGGCGUUCAUAGGUCAAAACGGUGCGUUUGAAAAAGUCUCGUCUGGGGACACGGCAAUCCGAAGGCGCAUUCAGAUGAAUGAGCAGGGCGCCGAGCACAUCAAGAAGCGCAUCCGCGAGCAGCAGAGGAUUGUUGACCAGUACAGAUGCGAGAUUAAACCCUUCCAUGUCUUCGCCAAUCAUCUCGCAGGCGUCAUCGAGAGAGACUCAAUCAAGCCGUGGAAUAAUUCGACCCUGGGCUAUCUGGAUUGUCUCAUCGACGCGGAAAGAGGGAAGGUCGAAACCGGUGCAUCCAACAAGCAACUGCAGAAGCUUCUAGCUGAACGCUGCGAGCACAAAGAGAAUACUGGGGCUUUGAUCAAGGGUAACGACAAUGUGGUUCUUGAACCACAGAGCCUACAAAAUCUGAUGGCUGAGCUAAGUUCGUUGGAGCUGACCCGUCCGUUUUGGGACCGCGUUUGGGAUUCGUCUUCAGACAUCAAAUGUGCGAGUUCCAGCGAUACAGAAGAGCGUGGUUUAGAGCCGGACUCAGACAUCUCCCCCAACGCCAGCGGCCUCAAACGCUGCCGUCAGUGGCAGCACGGUCCUACUCCUGACGAAUACGGCCAUCCGGACUGGUACAAGAGCAGGUGGGCUCACUAG
This is a messenger RNA of Zasmidium cellare ATCC 36951, 1878 nucleotides long. RefSeq lists its product as uncharacterized. The coding region runs from base 1 to 1878 and encodes 625 amino acids. The record is from RefSeq and is a predicted model, not a curated record. The transcript is spliced from 6 exons. Lineage: Eukaryota; Fungi; Ascomycota; Dothideomycetes; Mycosphaerellales; Mycosphaerellaceae.